Molecule: messenger RNA, 2281 nt
Organism: Manihot esculenta (cassava)
Lineage: Eukaryota; Viridiplantae; Streptophyta; Magnoliopsida; Malpighiales; Euphorbiaceae
Product: serine/threonine-protein kinase Nek1
Exons: 16
Coding region: 381-2201 (606 amino acids)
Biological process (GO): protein phosphorylation
Molecular function (GO): protein kinase activity; ATP binding
Source: RefSeq, a predicted model, not a curated record
UCCUUCUUAGCUCUCUUACUGAAAUUUGUCAUUUUCUCAAUACACUCUCUCUCUGGAAACACACUAUGUCCCCAGAGCUACUGCCGCUGUCGCUGCAACUUGCUCCUCAGCUCCUUCUUCUGCUUCUCAAACGCUGUCGUUUCUUCAUCUCCUUGCCAAUGUUCAAUUCCUCCUCCUCCUCCUUCCUCUCUCUUCAACGCACAUUGUGAUCUCGCUCUUCGAUCCAUUCAUCUCGUGUAAUACAUAUACAUAUACACGCACUAUCCACAUUCAGUAAUUGCUAUUUUUGGAAUUUUGAUUUCAAGUGUAAGGAGUUCAUCUGGCAUUACUUGUGGUCUUCGAGUGCUCCUUUAGAAAGGCAAGUCAUUUGAAUCUCUCACAUGGAGCAAUAUGAAGUACUUGAGCAGAUAGGCAAGGGGUCAUUUGGUUCAGCUCUUCUCGUGAGGCAUAAACAUGAAAAGAAGAAGUAUGUCUUAAAAAAGAUUCGCCUUGCCCGGCAGACUGACAGGUCACGUCGAUCUGCACAUCAAGAGAAAGAGCUCAUUUCUAGAAUACGAAAUCCAUUUAUUGUAGAAUACAAAGAUUCCUGGGUAGAGAAGGGUUGCUAUGUUUGCAUUAUCAUAGGUUAUUGUGAAGGAGGAGACAUGGCAGAAGCUAUAAAAAAAGCUAAUGGAAUGCUUUUUCCAGAACAGAAGCUCUGUAAAUGGCUUGUGCAACUUCUAAUGGCACUUGACUACUUGCAUAUGAAUCAUAUUCUUCAUCGUGAUGUCAAGUGUUCAAAUAUCUUUUUGACAAAAGAACAAGAUAUUCGUCUUGGUGAUUUUGGGCUUGCCAAGAUAUUGACUUCAGAUGACUUUACUUCCUCUGUUGUGGGGACUCCCAGUUACAUGUGUCCUGAGCUUCUUGCUGAUAUACCUUAUGGUUCAAAAUCAGAUAUUUGGUCAUUGGGAUGCUGUAUAUAUGAAAUGACUGCUCUGAAGCCUGCAUUUAAAGCCUUUGAUAUGCAAGCUCUGAUUAACAAGAUAAAUAAAUCAAUAGUUGCUCCACUUCCAACUAAAUAUUCUGGUGCUUUCCGAGCCCUUGUCAAAAGCAUGCUGCGGAAGAACCCAGAGCUCAGGCCAAGUGCUGCAGAGCUUCUCAGGCACCCAUAUCUUGAACCUUAUGUCCACAAGGUUCACCUUAAGAUUAAUAGCCCUAGACACAACGAAUUACCUGUCCAAUGGCCAGAAUCCAAUUACAUAAAGAAAACACGAUUUGCGGAGCCAGAAGAUCUUCCUCUUAAAUCUCAUAGCAAGAAGCGACAUUCAUUCAGCAACGACAGGGCAUUAAACCCAAAUAUAUCUGUAGGAGAGCAAGAUCUCAUGUACUCUACAAAAGGGAUACAUCGUAGGUUAUCGGAACUAUCCAUUGGAAGUAGCAAUGAAGGAACUGUUAUUUGCAAACCAAUCAUUGCUUCAAAACCUUCAAAUAUUGCCAAGACUUCUAAACUUGCCACCGGUAAAGCUUCUGCAACGACUACGCGACAAACUGAGCCUGUGAAAAAACGUGAAUCGCUUCCUAUUACACGCACUCCAACAAAAAAAUCAGUCUCAACAAAUCGCAGAGCUUCUUUCCCUUUGCCAGCAAGAUCUACCAAUAUUGGUAUCCUUCGCGAUAUAAAAUCUCCAGAUGUCUCUGUCAAUGCUCCUCGAAUCGACAGGAUAGCUGAAUUCCCAUUAGCUUCAUAUGAAGAGACAUUCUUUCCCAUCAGGAGAGCUUCAUCAAUCUCAGCUCAAGGAUCAUGUGGCACCCCACAUCACGGUGACCGCUCAAUCACAAAGGACAAAUGCACAGUUCAAGUCCACAGAAUCUCUUCCAAGCCCAGUUUCAAUGAUGCAUGGGAAGGAAUUGAACGUGGCAUGUUUCAGGUAAACGAAGAUGAAGGAAGCAAUUCCUCUAAUCAAAAUGCAACAGCAGGGGCAUCAAGCCAUACCUCAUCAGACACAAGGCGCCACAGGUUUGACACUUCAUCAUUCCAGCAACGUGCUGAAGCCCUGGAAGGGCUGCUUGAAUUUAGUGCAAGAUUACUGCAAGAGGAAAGGUAUGAAGAGCUUUGUGUGCUCCUGAAACCUUUUGGGCCUGGAAAGGCUUCCCCCAGGGAAACUGCUAUAUGGUUGACAAAAAGCUUCAAGGAGAAUACUCUCAAACCUGAAGAUUUAUAGCAACUGAUUGAUUCACUGUGUACCAUAUUCGUAGUUGUGACAAUUUUAGAGAUCAAUAUAUCAGCUAUUCAUCAAUGAUC